Parnassius apollo (apollo) is the source of this 5658-nucleotide messenger RNA. The record is from the annotation of a GenBank genome assembly. NCBI's taxonomy places the organism in Eukaryota, Metazoa, Arthropoda, Insecta, Lepidoptera, Papilionidae.
AUGGAUAUUAACGAAGGUACUACAGUAGAAGAUUUAUGGACCCCAUACAAGGAAUUAGUGGCAGUAGUGGAGGGGUACCUUGCUCAUGAAGGUGGAGGCGCCCCAUAUGCUGUGCACACAUUUGAGUCCGUUCUGAGAAGGCAUAAACAAACAUUUUUAUCACUUUUAAAAUAUCCUCCUAAAAAUCCAACAAGCAGAGAGGAGAUAAAAAGGGGUGUUACAGAAGGUGUGACACUGCCCAGUAUAGGAAGGACACUCUUAUCCAAGGAACUUGUUGAUGAGGCUAUUAUUAUAUCAGACAUGUACAAUGUGAACGAGUAUGUGUGUCUGGAGCUGCUGCACACGGCGCAGCGGCAGGCGCCGCGGCACCCGGCGCUGGCGCGCGGGCUGCUGGCCGUGCUGCUGCACCACGACGGCCGCCGCGCGCUCGUGCAGGCGCUGCGCGAGCUGCUCAUGGCGCGCGACGGAGUCUCCUGGUCAAUAAAUGCACGCGAAGAGAUAGUAAAUUACGUAACACGCUACGUAGAUCAGCUAAUAGCAGAUGGGUUGCUAGGCAACGUUCUAGACGCGCUUCGUCGCAGCUCCCUCGAGGCUGAGCUGGAGCUGUUGCAGAACAACCGCGCACUUCCGCCGGGCCGCCACCAUGUUCGACUUAUCACAACUAUCGAAACUACUAGAAAGUUACUUGCCGGUGUUAUAUUUGCAGCAUCUGCACAAAGAGGUCUCGACAGAGAUAUUCUUCUUAUGUUAUAUAGAGAACAAAUGACAUCUCCGUCACAUGGCCCCACUGGAGCUCUAGACGACAUAUCACUCGCGUUGCAAAUGGCACUGCUGUAUGCUUUAGACUUGUCCGUAUUACACAGACGUGAAGAUGGUGAAGAAUUGGCUAAAAAAUUACCGCUCAUCCAAGAUCCGGAUCUCAUUUCUGUUUUAUUAGACGAAUUGUCACCGCCCGCUAAUCAGACACAGGAAAGGCAAGAAAACGGUUCUGGGUUGAAAGCACUCUGCCAGUUGUCUCUGGGAUUGGCACUUGCAGCUUUAAAAAGAGCUCCACAAUCGAUUUUGAGAGGUUCAGGUACAGGGGAAAUCAAGAGUGAGCUACUAGACCAGGAUGAAGUUUUGGUUGAUGCAGCUAUUGAUGGAAAGGUGUUCGAGUAUUUAGAUGAAGCAAUUUUGUCGACGGAGCUGGUGGCGAAAGAGGAAUAUUAUCAGCGACGCAUCCAUUCACUUAUAACGGACUUCAUAGUUCUCAUGCAUUCCAAAUUAAUGGAGAUGAGAGUCAAAGCGGACGAGGCGGCGCGCGCCGUGCAGAUGUACGCGUCGGAGGGGCUGGCGCCGCCGGGCGGGCAGAGCGCCGGCCGCACGCAGCUGGGCGCGCUGCUGCGCUGCGUCGAGCGCCUGUACGCGCGCGCCCCGCUGCAGCUGCGCCGCGACUACUGGAGUGCCUGCGACGCCGCGCCUGCCGCCAUCAGGGCGGGCGGGCGCGCGGCGACGCUGUACAAGUUCGUGCGGCUGUCAGGCGAGGCGGUGUGCGCGGCGCUGCUGGCCGGCUACCUGCGCGCGCUGGCCGCGUUGGCCACGCCGCGCCACACCUGGGCGCUGCUGGCGCGCCGCGACGCGCUCUCUGCGCACCACCUCCUCACCGCGCUGCAGCUCUACUACCGAAACCUUCGAGCCGAUCCUGCUCCAUUCUCCGAUCAUCUGCACUCAUCUUCACUUGGUGCUUCUGCAAUAAUAACACCUGCUGCCAGACCCGGCAAGCUGCUAGUGAGACAAGAAGAGGUGGAAGCAAUGAUAGCAGCAUUGAAGCUUAUAACAGCAGUAGCCCGCGUGGAUGAAGCGGCUUGCUCUGCAAUUUGUGAAAACUUACAAUGGGACGCUGUUAACUGCAUGUUUGGUCUGAUAUGCUGCCACGUGCCGCUGCAGCUGAAGGCGCAGCUGUGCACCACGCUGGCGGCGCUGGGCGCGCGUGCAGCCACAGCGCCGCGCGUCUGGGCCGCUCUCGACGCUGCGCGCCUGGUGCACGUCGACCGGCGUGCGCUAGCCGCGGAGCUGCACGAGGGGGAGUGCCGCAUGGAGGAGUAUCCUCUGUCGCGGGCGUUCCUGUCGCUGCUGGAGUCGCUGUGCGCAGCAGCGCCGGUGCCGCGCGCGCUGGGCGCCGGUCUGCAGCCUUACGUGCAGUACGUGCUGCAGCGCAUCGCACUGCCCGCGCCCAACCGCCGCUACGCCGUGCCGCAUGAAAAGUGGCAGGUGCUGUCGCUGUGCUUUCGGCUGUUCGCGCGCUGGCUGGAGCAGUACGAGCCGUCGGCAUCUGACUUCCCGCCGGCCGGCCGCGAGGCGGAAACAGAGGCGCCGCCAGGCUUCUGCUUGCUGCUGCAGCUGCACACGGACUCCGAGCUGCUGCGGCUCGUGCUCACCAGCCUCGACCAAGCGAACCAGCUGCUGGACGAGAUGCCCGCUCCCGGCAAGGAGUACGUGGAGAGCGCGCUGUGCAGCGUGCUGGAGCUGCUGGAGCGCGCGCUGGCGCUGGAGCGCGCGCUGGGCGCCGCGGCCGCCCAAGCGCACGCCGGCCGCGCCGUUCUCAUCGUCGGCCUCUCCAAGUUGCUGCUCGCGCCGGAAGGGCCAGACAACUGCGACCGGCUGGUGGCGUGCUGCCGCGUGGUGGGGCGCAGCACUCUGCCCGGUGCUGCGCGGCGCGCGGUCUCGCUGCUGCGCCGGGCACUGCUCGCGCCGCACGCCGCGCGCCACCUGCUGGCCGCCGUCGCGCACCGCCGCGCGCUCGCCGCCGACCUCAGUGACAUGACUUGCUUUACGACCAGACACGGGUUCGUGGAGUGCCUGGAGGCGGAUGAGUGGUCGACGGGCAACGUGGGAAGCAUCGACGAGAGCGAGAAGCAGGCGGAGGAGGAAGGGCGCGCCGCCAAGGAGGGCGUGGUGCUGCUGCUGCUGCAGCUGCUGCCCGCUGCGCCGCCCAACUUCGCGCACUUCCUGCUGGGCUACCAGCUGCACGAUGACGUGUCGCGCAGCACGCUGCACGAAGCGGGCGCGGCGGGUGCUCCCCGCACCGUGCUGCACGCCGUGCUCGACCUGCUCGACGCACACAUCGCGCCGCACGCCCCCGAACGCGAGGCGAGCGCGCUGGUGGAGAGCUGCUACCGGCUGGUGUACUGGGUGUGCGCGCGCGCCGCUACCGCGCCGCCUGCGCUGCGCUUCCUGCGCUCCCGCGACUACUUCCUGGCGCGUCACGUCAAGGCCACCGUCAAUCUGGAGACGGCGUCGGUGACGACGCUGUCGGCGCGGUCGUGGGUGUUGCGCGCGUGCGCGUGUGAAGCGGGCGCGGCCGGCGGUUCGCGCCAGCACGCCGCGCUCGCCGCGCUGCUCGCCGCGCUUACGCGCACCGCGCACCACCCGGACCAGGAGUGGGAGUGGUGCGUGGUGCGGCGUGCGCUCGAGGGCGUGCCAGUGAGCGUGAGCGCGCCGCCCGAGCCGCGCUGGGAGCUGUUCCAUGCGCACCAGCUGCGCGCCGCCAUCGCCGACUGCGACCUGCCCACAGGGCUGGGAGGCAAACGCAUCAGUGUGAAUCGACUGCACGCAGUCUUGGCCCGUGAAUUAGCUUCAAUACGCACUAGCGCACCUCAAAGGAACCUCGUCGCGUUGGAAAUACAAAAGGUGCUGGAUUACGUAACAGAAGUAAAUAGGCAACGUAAUCUUGCCGCAACAAUCACCCAUUACUACGAUUCGUGGCGACAGCUCACAGAAAUCAUAUUUUGCGUCGCCCCACAGGACUUACUGAAUCUCGAGUCCAGAAAGAACCUACUAUUAAAUAUCCUCCAAGAUCUAUUGAACAAAAUCCCUCCAGCAGAAGUUCUACCCCAACUGGGAAACCUAGCAUCUGGAACAGUAUUAUUAUUGCUUGUUAAUUUACGACACUGUUAUAUAUUACAAAAGAGAGAAUCCAAUUUGAAUUCCUCAGAAUUUGAAACGACUUUCUUUGGUCCUUCGAACCAGAUAAUGCAAACAAAAUCUCUGACUCUUAAGUUUAUAUUGCAUAAGAUUUUAAGUUGGAUAUUGGUGUCAGGCGGCAGUACGCAGAAGAUGCGAGUCAAUUUAUACGGAGCGCUGUUGAAUUUUUUGAACAUAGUGAAUUUGAAAGUGAGUCCGGCGGAGCCCGAGGAAGAAAUAAUGACUGCGACAUAUGUGAGCCGCCUUGACAGUUCCAAAGGACGACAGAGUAAAGAGGAAUCCGCGUUGAAGGCAAUGGUUAUAGACGUUAUAAACGGUUUCGGGGAAAAGUUAUGUUCGAUAGUGUGUAGCGACUGCAUCGGGGCGGGACACGACGUCUGCAGGAUGGUGGCGCUGUCUUGCUUGGACACGCUCAUCGAAAUCAACCCGGGAACCGAUUGGAUGAACACACUCACCAAUCAGGGAUAUCUGAGGAGUCUGAUCGACAGCCUGCUGCAGGAUGACGAAGGGUUGUUAGAGGCCCUCGAGCCGAACCCGAAGUCGUUGCGCGUGGUGUACGUGUAUGAGUCGAAGCUGGCGCUGCUGAUCAAGAUCGCAGGCACACGUCUGGGCGCGGAGACGCUGCUGGCGCAGGGCGCGCUGGCCCGCCUAGCCGCCAUGCGCGCGCUGCACUGCCACCCUGACCUGCACGCUGCCACCGCUGCCACGUCUGCCACUGAGCGCGACACGCAGUUCGUGCCCUCCGUGCCCAACAGAUUUCGUCAGAUCCUGGUGCCAGCAUUGGCGCUGUGCGACGCUCUACUGACGUCUCUGGGCACGCAGAACCACAGCUGCGUCAUACACGUUACACAUUUCCUUAUUAGUCACGUGGAGUGUGUGGAUAUGGUGCUCAGGGCGGCUCAUCCGACGUCACCGGAGGGGCUGCUGGUGGAGCUGGAGGCGCUGACGUCAGUGAUAGCGCGCGCGUCGCACCGCGAGGUGCUGGCGCAGGUGUGCGCGGAGCCGACGCUGCAGCGCUGCGAAGCGGGCCUGCAGCGCCUGCGCUGGCUCAUGCUGGCGCUGCUGCCGCGCUUCCAGCAGCCGCCGCCCGCAACGCAAGACGCCACCGACGCGCGCCUCUACUGCAAGAUCGUGUGCAACUUGUUGGUGUAUGCUCUAAGUGCGUUGGAGAGCGAGGGUGGUUCACGUGAAGCGGUGGGAGCGGCGAGUGCUGCGCGCGUUCUUCUGCAGCACCUGGCGCGGCGCCACCGCCUGCUGGCCAAGCUGCUGGCCACCGUCACGCACCAGCUACACAGCGUGCCCGCCAUGACGCUCGACGACAUGAAGAAGUUACUGGGCGAGGAGACGCCGGCGAGCGCGUCGCCGGUAGAGGUGCGCGCAGGCGUGGUGUCGCUGCUGCGGGAGCGCGUGCGCACGCGGCGCCGCGAGCUGCAUUACUGCGCUGGAGCGCUGGCGGGCGCGCUGCAGCUGCUGUGGGCGCACGCGCGGACACACCUGCGCGGGGUGAGCGCAACGGAUAUGAUGAAAGGUGGAGAUGAGCUGCUGGAACUGCGCAAGGAAUUCGUGGCCCUCUUUAACGAUCGCUUUGUUGAAGAACUCCUGGAAACUGUCAAGAACGAGCCGCCAAUACAGCGAGGAUUCGUGGAAAUUCUCCUCAAAGACAUCAAGACAAUGAUACAGUUCUCGCCGCUCUAA